Eruca vesicaria subsp. sativa (arugula) is the source of this 1551-nucleotide messenger RNA. Lineage: Eukaryota; Viridiplantae; Streptophyta; Magnoliopsida; Brassicales; Brassicaceae. The record is from the annotation of a GenBank genome assembly.
AUGUCACGACUCGAGAACGAGAACGGUCGCCCGCUUCUAACGGACAGAAUCUACGAGGAGAAGGAAGAAGAAGAGGCGGCGUACGAAGAGGCGGAGAAAGUCCACAUCGUGAGAGACGAGUACGAAAGCGAGAGAGACCUCGAGUACGGCGUCGGAUGCGGCGGCGCACCGCCGUUCUCGUGGAAGAAGUUAUGGCUGUUCACCGGGCCUGGGUUCUUAAUGAGCAUUGCGUUUCUCGAUCCAGGAAACCUCGAAGGUGAUCUCCAAGCCGGGGCUGUGGCGGGAUACUCGCUUCUGUGGCUACUUAUGUGGGCGACGGCGAUGGGUCUUUUGGUUCAGCUUUUAUCGGCGAGGCUCGGUGUAGCGACGGGUCGUCACUUGGCUGAGCUUUGUCGCGAAGAGUAUCCGACUUGGGCGGGUAGGGUUUUGUGGGUUAUGGCUGAGUUGGCUUUGAUUGGAUCUGAUAUUCAAGAAGUCAUUGGAAGUGCUAUUGCUAUCCAGAUUCUGACCAAUGGAAUCUUGCCUCUCUGGGGUGGUGUCGUUAUUACAGCUCUUGACUGUUUCGUCUUCUUGUUUCUUGAGAACUACGGAAUUAGGAAACUGGAGGCAGUGUUUGCGGUUUUAAUCGGAACAAUGGCGGUGGCAUUCGCUUGGAUGUUCGGUCAAACCAAGCCAAGUGGCUCUGAGCUUCUCAUUGGCAUAUUGGUACCGAAACUAAGCUCAAGAACAAUACAAAAAGCAGUUGGAGUUGUAGGUUGCGUUAUAAUGCCACAUAAUGUGUUUCUUCACUCAGCUCUCGUUCAAUCCAGAGAGAUAGACAGAAAACAGAAGUACAGGGUCCAAGAAGCUAUAAACUACUACUCAAUCGAAGCAACGAUCGCUCUCACCGUCUCCUUUAUAAUCAACCUCUUUGUCACAGCGGUUUUCGCUAAAGGGUUUUACAACACUGACAUUGCCGACAGCAUCGGCCUAGUGAACGCGGGUCAGUAUCUACAGGACAAGUAUGGAGGCGGGUUUUUCCCGAUACUGUACAUUUGGGGGAUAGGGUUGUUAGCUGCUGGACAGAGCAGCACCAUCACAGGUACAUACGCGGGACAGUUCAUCAUGGGAGGGUUUCUAAAUUUCAAGAUGAAGAAAUGGUUGAGAUCUUUGAUCACGCGUAGCUGCGCGAUUGUUCCAACUAUCAUCGUUGCUAUAGUGUUUGAUAAGUCUGAAGGUAGUGUAGAUGUGUUAAACGAGUGGCUUAACGUGCUUCAGUCCAUUCAAAUACCCUUUGCCCUCAUUCCAUUACUUUGUUUGGUCUCCAAGGAACAGAUCAUGGGUAGUUUCAAAAUCGGUCCUUUGUAUCAGACAACCGCUUGGCUCGUUGCUGCGCUUGUGAUAAUGAUAAACGGUUAUCUAUUGCAUGACUUCUUCUCCUCAGCGGUUAGUGGCGUCCUCUAUACCGGUUUUGUAACUGUGUUCACGGCUUCAUAUGGUUCCUUCAUAGUCUACCUUAUUGCUCGUGGCAUCAAUUUCACUCCGUGGCGCUCUAAAGCAGAGUUAAGUUGA